CGGGACCGGACUGGGACCGGAUAGCAAACAAUGCAAUCUCAUAUUCGGGCUUAGAUUUGAGGUAAAAAACCGGAUAAAGACCGAAUAAGAGACCCCCAACACCUAAAAUCAAGAUAAAAUUGGGACCGGACCAGACUGUAUCCAAUCCAAUCUUGGGUCCUUAUAUUCCCGAAAAGAUCGGACUGGGACCGAAGCAAUUUGGUCCAAUUUAAUCGGACCGGGCCGUAUAAUCCUCCCUAGUUUCAUGAACAAUCUUUUAUGAUUUCAGACCAUGCAACCUGCACUAGUCCACCUAACUAAAUCAAGUAUACAAGUUUGUUAAAACCGGUGAAAACACCACACCGUUACUCCACGUAAAAAAGGCAACAAAAUUAAAUAAAAACACAGCAGAAUUCCACACACUUCACUUCUCGUCCACAAAACAAACACAGCCACGGCAAGAAGAAAGAACACACAAUUUUUAAUUCGCACGUUUUAGAAACACAGGAGACACUCCACGACGCCAAAUAUGUCCACGUGCUCCACGCUCCAUGCACGACGUCGUCGGCCAGCCAUAUCCCCACCACCUCUUUCCCAACGUUGUCAGGUGUCAGUUCGUCAAUCUAUGGGCUUGUGAUCAAUAUGAGCGCAAGCUCUUAAACCAACACUCCAUUUGGGCCCAUCUAGAUAAACUAAACCCAGGUCCGUAUAAGUUCAAAACUAUGCUGGAGCCCAUUACGUCAGUUGGGCUUUUUCAAGUUCAAAACUAUCCAGUUGCUUACCUAACUGCGGUCAUCUUUUUUUUUUUUUUUUUCUAUUCCCUGCUUCUUUAGUCAUAGAGAACCUCAGAAUAAGUCGUACCUAACAGUAGUUGAACUCGUGAUUUUCAACGGGUUAAUUACAUGAUUGGUCACUGAAAUUACAAAAAACGUUCAUGUUUGGUCACUUGAAAUGUUUGAUUCCAUUCGUGAUCACUAAAAUUGAUGUAAUGGAAGGUUGUCUUUUAUUGUAUUUUUCUCACCUUUUUGUCCAAAAUUGGUGUAUGGUGUAAUGGAAGGACCCUUCAGUGUUGAUUUGGCCAAAGACGUUGAGAUGGGGAUCACCUCUUCGAUUUCUGGGAGAUGAAGUAGAUGCAGAUAGUGACGUGUGAGGUGAUAAGGAGUCGUACAUAAACUCCACCACUAAUCACCGAUCCAUCCAUCACCAAUCCCUCUGCGAUAAUGGCGGGUGAGAAGGUGGUUGUUGGGACGGUGACGGGGUUUGGUCGGUAGGGUAUGGGGAUUAGAAGAAAUUAGGUUUAAUAUUUUAAUUUUUUUAAUAAUUGUGAUAAUAAGGUGGAAAUUUAAGAAAAAUUAUUUUUUUAUUUUUUUUAAUUGUCACGUCACACGCUUAACGAUGAACUCUAAUAGUUGACUGCCAUAUCAGACAAAGUUAACGGAGUUUGAUGAAGAUUUUGUGUUUUUUACUUGUGUAGUGGUAAUAUUGGGGGAAAAGAAAACCUUGCCCAAUCUUUCGUUCAUUUCCUGCAUGUGUAUUAUAUGCUGGGAAUCCUUUUGCCAAAUUCCUGUCCAAGACAGGAAAACAUCCAUCCACAUGGCGUUUUUUGACCAGUCGUCGGCUGGCCGGCGGCCAACAGAAACGCUGGAUUUUUCCUGUUUAACCGUUUAUUUGUACAUUCGCCGGUGGAAAGAUCCGGCCGUCAAGACAUGCUGACUGCUACCUUGUCUUGUCUCCUCAUGCCACGGUAUGUAUAUAAACAGUCCUACCCGCUCUAGUUAAUUUGCAAUUAAGAACAAUCAAUGGGGAAAUACAUGUCUUCGUCGGUGAUGAAUUCCGCGGUCAUAGUGAUGUUAGCGGCGGCGUGUUUUGUGGCCGUUUCCGGCAAACACGGAGAUCCCAAGUUCUGCGGCUGCGGUCCGGCGAAGGAUCCCAAGAACUUCCCCGCUCGCCUGCGCCACGUUCUCGACGACGUGGUGAAGACCACGGCUUCCCAGCCCAAGAACGUGGUGUCCGGCGACGUGACCUACACGUCGAUCGACCCGAAGAACGGCCGCCGCGGCGGCGCCGUGGCGGCCGGCACUUGUUUCAGGGGCGUCGGCCUCGCUGGCUGCUCGGCGUGUCUGUCCAACGCGCGGGAAGAAUUGGAGCGGUGCGGAGCCUUUGCCUGCGGCGGGCUGAGGUUUGAAGGCAAGUGCCGCUUUCAGUUCCGCCAGAUCAAAUGAUUCGUUGAUUGCAAAGUUUCACAGUCUGUGACUCUUUCUCGUUUAGAUUUCUGGCUAUGUCGUUCUUGACUUGUUAUCGAGAAUGAAGUAAUUAUUGUUCGGUUUCUUUUGUUAAGGGGACAUUAGUGUUUUUCUCUCUCUUUUAUAUCAAGCAUGCCAAUGUAUUAAAUUCUUAUGCUUUGAUGUUUGAUCGUGGAUGUGUCAUUUUGCGUUCUAAUCGAUGUUGAGUUUGAAUUUAAAUUGCUUAUAAAUCAAAUAAUAAUUCAUUAUUGCUUACAAUUAGUAUUUGGAUGGAAAGCAAAUUGAAUCAAGUACACUUUGGAACAAGUUUCAUUCCUCAAAUUAACUUCCUCAUUGUCGCAACAAACCACCGGCUAGUAUCAACUUAGUUCGCCAAUCAAAUGAUUACUUUUAACCGCGAUUUUAUCUUCUCAAUAGAUCGUGAAAAUUCAAGGUCCAUGGCAGGCUCAUGCCCUUGGCCGCCCCCUCCCUCUGGCAUUUGAAGGUCCUGCGAACUUCCAUGGCGAAUGAUUCUGCUUCCAUCGCCAUAGCUCCCGAAUUGACCGGAGCCAAAUGCACAAGAGCAUCCCGAAGCCUCGAUUCGCCCACGUUCACAAUUUGGGUGCCGGAAUUUCGGCCGCCGAGCCGAGCCCUUUCUGGGAUUUGAAAUCACAGUUGGAUGCAAGAAUUUCCAGCGCGGAUCGUGAACGGAAUGUGUUCUCUGUUGUUUCUCCGUGCUCUUAUGCAAUCCUCCCAUGGAUUUCCUGUUGGGUUUCCUCCGUUUUCUUGCUCCCCGAGGGGCCGAUUCAGCACAGGGUCAAAAUAUCGCACAAAAGUCAAUAAAUCGCGUAAAUAUCGCGAUAUUACGUCUUAUCGCGAAAUCUCGUCAAUUUCAAUUUCUCGUCAAUUUCUCGCGUUUCGUUUUUGGUUUUGAGGACCCGAAACGUUUCGUGUUUCGUCCGUUUCUGAUGCCCGUUUCUCCAUUUUGUUGGGUUUUCCAGUGUUUCGCCGGAUGUGCUGGGUGCCUCCCACCGAAACGCCCAGCGGAUUUCGGGAUUUUUGGGCCUUCAAUUAAAAAGAGAGGAAUCUCUUUGGGCCUACGAAGCUAAGGAUUCACAGGGCGGGAAACAAGGGGAAACUAACGACCGACUCAAAUUUGACGAAGGCCCAAAUCGCUUCUACCUAAAUUUAAUUGAAGGCCAAAAGGAACGACGAUCCGGCGUCGUUUUCUUUGGGAGGUAGGCCAACGGCCGGGUCAAACAUGGACUUCCGUUAGAUAAGGGCCCAAAAGGCUUCCUACCUAAUUAAUUGAAGGCCCAAAAUCCUGUAAUCCGACAGCGUUUCGCGAGGUAGGUGCUCGCACAGCCGGCGAAAACUGGACACCCGAACAAAAUCGAGAAACGGGCAUCAGAAACGGAAGAAACGCGAAACGUUUCG
Molecule: messenger RNA, 3638 nt
Organism: Linum trigynum
Lineage: Eukaryota; Viridiplantae; Streptophyta; Magnoliopsida; Malpighiales; Linaceae
Source: the annotation of a GenBank genome assembly